Olea europaea var. sylvestris is the source of this 1343-nucleotide messenger RNA. RefSeq names its product probable xyloglucan endotransglucosylase/hydrolase protein 30. The record is from RefSeq and is a predicted model, not a curated record. Gene Ontology annotation, molecular function: xyloglucan:xyloglucosyl transferase activity; hydrolase activity, hydrolyzing O-glycosyl compounds. Gene Ontology annotation, cellular component: apoplast; cell wall. The transcript has 4 exons. Lineage: Eukaryota; Viridiplantae; Streptophyta; Magnoliopsida; Lamiales; Oleaceae. The coding region runs from base 163 to 1203 and encodes 346 amino acids. Gene Ontology annotation, biological process: cell wall biogenesis; xyloglucan metabolic process.
AUUCCAUCAUCCAAAGUGGGUUAGACCCAACAUCAUCUCUCUCUUCUCUCUCUAAAUGAUGCAUGUCCUUCAAUUUCGUUUGCAUAGAUUACGAAAGAAAGAAAUACAAGACUGUGUAAGAGAGAGAAAAACAAUAACCAAGCCAAAUUAAAGGGGGGAAAAAUGGAAUAUGCAAUUCAUUCAAGAACCCUCUUCUUCUUCUUCCUCCUCUUCCUUUUCUUGUUAUGCAUAACCACAGCUUUUAACCUAACCACCCUCAGAUUCGAUGAAGCCUAUUCCCCUCUCUUCAGUGAUUUCAACAUUCAACGAUCACCCGACGAAAAGACCGUUCGUCUCCUCCUCAACCGUUUUUCCGGUUCUGGGAUUAUAUCAUCCGAUUAUUACAACUAUGGUUUCUUCAGUGCAAGCAUCAAAUUACCAGCAGAAAGUACCGCUGGCAUUGUCGUUGCAUUUUAUACUUCAAAUGUAGACACAUUUGAAAGGAACCACGAUGAAUUAGACAUCGAGUUUAUGGGGAACGUAAAGGGGAAACCUUGGAGGUUCCAAACAAACAUGUAUGGCAAUGGAAGCACAUCUCGUGGAAGAGAGGAGAGGUAUCGAUUAUGGUUUGAUCCAAGCAAGGAUUCUCAUCGCUACAGCAUUCUUUGGACCCCUAAGAACACCAUAUUUUACGUGGACGAAAUCCCGAUAAGGGAAAUAGUUCGCAACGCAGCUAUGGCUGGGGAUUAUCCAUCAAAGCCAAUGUCACUAUACGCCACCAUAUGGGAUGCUUCAACUUGGGCCACAAAUGGUGGCAAAGAGAAAGUAGACUACAAAUAUGAGCCUUUUGUGUCUGAAUUCACAAACCUCGCACUUGAAGGUUGCAUUGUCGAUCCCAACGAGCAAAUUUCAUCAACUAACUGCACUGAUAGAAUUGCAAGUUUACUUGCUAAAGAAUACUCUACCAUUACGCUGGAGGGUCGAAAAUCAAUGAAAUGGUUUCGCGAAAAGUACAUGUAUUACUCGAGUUGUUAUGACAAUAUACGCUAUCCAGUUCCACCGCCAGAAUGUGUGAUGGUGCCUUCAGAAAGGGAGAUGUUUCUAAAUAGUGGAAGGCUUAGGGAAAAGAUGAAAUUUGGUGGCAGCCACAGGCGGCACCGCCGCCAGCAGAGAUCCCAGCGGCCGAGAAAAGUGGAAGUGACGGGCCAAGUAGCUGCUAUGUAAAGUGGCCAAGAAAGUUACGUUUGUGCAAUAUAUGUAUAUACUAUAUAUGAUAUAUUACAUAUAGUGUGUGAGAUGUGCUAUGCUAAAAUUGAUCCUAUACUUUUCUUGUGGUUAAGAGAUUUAUGCUUUUUUUUCCCCCC